Penicillium lagena is the source of this 1710-nucleotide messenger RNA. RefSeq names its product nucleobase cation symporter-1 family protein. The transcript has 5 exons. Gene Ontology annotation, cellular component: plasma membrane. NCBI's taxonomy places the organism in Eukaryota, Fungi, Ascomycota, Eurotiomycetes, Eurotiales, Aspergillaceae. Gene Ontology annotation, molecular function: nucleobase transmembrane transporter activity. Gene Ontology annotation, biological process: transmembrane transport; nucleobase transport. The record is from RefSeq and is a predicted model, not a curated record. Bases 1 to 1710 code for a protein of 569 amino acids.
AUGGCGUUAACUACGGGAAUGGCUUCAGCCACAUCGUACCUGCACCGUCGGACUGAGCGGGUCAAGGAACAUAUCAAGCAGAAGAGGUCGCCCUCUGGUUGGGUGCUACCAAAGCAGACGACAACCUUCACCGAUGAAGGCACCUGGUCUAACAUCGACUCCGACGUGACUCCUAUUGAGCGACGCAUCUGGUCAACGUGGACCGUCCUGGGUUUCUGGUUCAGCGAUGCCCUCAACGCUCAGGGUUGGGAGGGUGCUGCCUCUAUUAUCGCCGUGGGGCUCACAUGGAGGGAAGCGCUCUACUGUCUCAUCAUCGGCUAUUCCAUGGUCAUUAUUCCCCUUGUGCUCAACGGAGCGAUCGGCGCCCAUCUCCAUGUCAAUUUCGCUGUGGCUUCGCGUGCUUCCUUUGGGUUCUACCUCUCACGAGUAGCAGUCGUCAUUCGUAUGAUCACUGCGCUGUUUUGGCAUGCUAUCCAAACAUACACUGGAUCAACAGCGAUGACGCAAAUCAUUCGUGCUAUCUGGCCCUCCUAUAUGAAUACUCCGAACACGAUUCCUGCCUCAGUGGGUAUCACGUCUCAGCAAAUGUGCUCUCACGUUCUGUUUUGGAGUCUCCAAUUUCCGUUUCUGCUUAUCCCGCCCCACAAACUCCGCUGGUUUUUCGUGUUCAAGGCGAUCAUUGUUAUGGUCACUUCGGUCGCGGUGGUUAUCGCCCUGUGCAUCCAGGCUGGCGGUGCCGGUGACAUUUGGAAACAGCAAGCUACCGUUACAGGGUCAACCAAAAACUGGUUGAUUCUCUCGUCCAUGUCGAGCAUUACCGGGUCAUGGAUUACGAUGGGAACUAAUAUUCCCGACUUUACUCGUUACCUGAAAAAAUCAAAGGGAGUGUAUUGGCAAGCGCUCUUUAUGCCUUUCAUCGCAUCCUUGAUUGGCAUAUUUGGGAUCAUUGCAGCCAGUGCUGGCAAGGUUCUAUAUGGUAGUUAUAUCUGGGACCCUGUCGAACUAUCUGCGAAUUGGGAUGGGCCAAGUGGUCGUUGUGGCGCCUUUUUCGUUGGUCUCUGUUGGGUUGUGGCACAGAUCGGAACGAAUAUUUCGGCCAAUGUCAUCUCCUGCUCGAAUGACAUGACAACCCUUUUCCCUAAAUAUGUUAACAUUCGCCGUGGCGCCAUCAUCACAACUAUCAUCGGAGGCUGGGUCAUGGUUCCCUGGAAGAUCAUCUCCUCGGCUGCUUCUCUGUUGACAUUCAUGUCCUCAUUGGCCAUCUUCCUGGCGCCGAUCUGCGCCAUUAUCGGAGCCGAUUUCUGGGUUGUCAAGAGGCGACACAUUGACAUUCCAUCGCUGUAUAGGCGUCAUGGUAUCUAUAGGUAUGAGGCCGGAUUCAAUUGGCGCGCAGCUGUUGCGUUUCUUAUUUCCAUUGCUCCCAAUCUUCCUGGCAUGGUGCACGCCGUGACACCAAGCCUUUCCGUGGGCACGAUCGAUCACAUCUAUGACAUUAGCUUUAUGUGGGGAUUCAGCAGUGGAUUUAUCAUCUACUGCGUGCUGAGCUAUUUUUGGCCAGCGACCGAGACGCUCGUCGGGUCCACCAUCUACGACGAAACUCAAAUCGUGGACGGCGUCCUGGUUUACAACAAUGGGUUGGCAACACCGCCAGACGAGAAGUUUCGGUCGAAAUCCAUCUCGGAAGAGACUGCAGAGACUAGUUCUGUUUAG